Molecule: messenger RNA, 507 nt
Organism: Funneliformis geosporum
Lineage: Eukaryota; Fungi; Glomeromycota; Glomeromycetes; Glomerales; Glomeraceae
Source: the annotation of a GenBank genome assembly
AUGCAAUCAUUGGCCGCUUUCAUGUUGACUCUUCUUAGACGAUACGAGAAAAACAAUUCUGACAUGUGGAUGAGCAUUGGAUUACUUAUUAUAAGAGCAGGAUUUCAUUUUAUAUAUACGUUUCCGAUAAUUCCUUCACACAACCUUUCUGAAAAUCCCACUUCUUUUUAUGGUGAAAAGAAAAGCGAAAGCGGUUAUUAUUUCAGUCAUUUGACCUUGGUUGAUAUAAUUAUCGAUGGUUACGUCAUGUAUCGAUUGAUGCAGAUUUUAAAGAGUAACCCAAAAAUUGGAUAUUCUUAUCAAAAAGAUAUGUUUACCAUUGUCAUGUAUUGGAAUUUGUUGACCGUUGUGACCGCAUUCUUGUAUCAUAUAUUCAUAGCAUUAAAUAUUACCGAGAAUAAGGUGUCUAUUACAAGUGUGACCACACAAAUUGCUCUCUCUUAUCUCAUCACUAUAGAUACCGGAAUCAAGGGUGGAAAUGAGAAAGUUAUGAAAUUCAAUAUGUAA